Molecule: messenger RNA, 6122 nt
Organism: Zea mays
Lineage: Eukaryota; Viridiplantae; Streptophyta; Magnoliopsida; Poales; Poaceae
Product: rust resistance kinase Lr10
Exons: 4
Coding region: 3980-5956 (658 amino acids)
Biological process (GO): protein phosphorylation
Molecular function (GO): protein kinase activity; polysaccharide binding; ATP binding
Source: RefSeq, a predicted model, not a curated record
GCCGACACAACGCCACUGUUCGUCGCACUUUUUUUUGGUGUGCGCCGCCCGCUAAACUGCGCUACGGCUACGGAUUUCACUAGUACCUCGUAGCCACCACGAAGUCGCCAAUCCCAAUGCCAGGAAGGAAGUCUCACGAAUUCCCUCAUGUGCCGAUGUGCGCACCGCCUCCGAAUGCUGGAACGGGUAUUCCUCUUCUCGCCGCCGUCCUCCGCUCCGGUGAGGGUCGCUACCGCUUUCCGGAUGCGCUUCCUACUCGUUACUGACAGAGGCAAUUUUGGUUCAACAUCUUCUAGAAGGGGAUUGACUGCACUAUCCCCAGGCAUUGAGGAAAGCAGUUUUGAGGCUUGGUGGAGUUCUUCAGCUGCUCGCCUUAAUGGAGGCAUCCAAAAAGGCUUCAACUCUCUGGUGAUUUUAGAGCUUGGUGUAUUUAGCGACACUGUAACGAGUGUGUUUUUGAAGGUGUUCCGCCUAGUGUCGCUAGGGCCAUGUCUUUAGUUGAGGAUGAGUAUAGUUUGUGGUGUCUUGUUGGUGCUAAGGGUUUGUCCUUGCUCUCAGUUUAUGGUCAUGACCCAGGAUGAUGCACGUUGUUGCUUCUCUGGAGUAGAUGUUUUAGUGUUAGCUUUUUUUAGUGUUUUUAGUGUUGUGUCUUUUUCUUUUUUUUGUAGGGUUUUUUGGCUCUUGUAUUGUUCUCCUUCUAUCUUGUAAUGCGAUGAUACACAACUCUCUUGCAUCAUCAUCAUCAUCAACAACAACAUAGCCUUUUAGUCCCAAGCAAGUUAGGGUAGGCUAGAGUUGAAACCCAACAAGAUGUCACCAAAAGGGGAAAGAGAGAGAAAGGGGAGGGAAAAGCUUUUGAGAGCACUAAAAGAAGAAAAGCCUAAUCAUGGUUCGGCACGUGGAUAACUUCUUUCGAAGCACUUCUAUCCAAACACAACUCCAUUGGGAUAUUCCAUUCCUUCAAGUCCCUUUUUGAUUGCCCUCCCAUGUCAAGUUUGGUCGACCUCUACCUCUCUUCACAUUAUUGUCCCGUCUUAUGAUGCCUCUAUGCACCGGCGCCUCUGGGGGUCUCUGGUGGACAUGCCCAAACCAUCUCAACCGGUGUUGAAUAAGUUUUUCUUCAAUUGGCGCUACUCCUAGCCGAUCGCGUAUGUCAUCGUUUCUCACUCGGUCCAAUCUUGUGCGCCCAUAUAUCCAACGCAACAUACGCAUCUCUGCGACACUUAGUUGUUGCUCUUAGUAGGUCAACACUCAGCCCCAUAUAACAUAGCAGGCCUAAUCGUGUCCUAUAGAACUUGACGCCAUUUCAUCCACCCCGCUUUGAUUCUAUGGCUAACAUCUUCAUCAAUAUCACCAUCUCUCUGUAGCAUCGAUCCCAAAUAACGGAAGGUGUCCUUCUUUGGUACUACCUGGCCUCCCAAACUCACAUCUCCAUCCUCACUAAUUGUAGUACCAAAGUCACAUCUCAUAUACUCGGUUAUGGUACUGCUAAUUCUAAAUCAUUUUGACUCCAGUGUCUCACGCCAUAACUCUAGCUUUCUAUUUACUCCUUCCCGUUCAUCUACUAGAACUACAUCGUCCCAUCGUGAUUAUAAUUCGAUAUUGGCGUCUAAUAAUUUAAGUUUAUGUGAGGAUGUCCUUGAAUAACUAGUCUUAAACUCUUAAUGUAAGCUACCAUAAAAAUCUACAAUACUUUGUCAGAACAGCAGCCAGCGACCCAGCUACAAGAGCGUAGCAGGAAACCAUUAGAGUUAGGUUUAUUGCAGUUGAAUUUUGCAAAACAAUUUAAACAUAGACAAAAGUCUUGUAGGAUGUUUAAAAUGCAGGAUUUCUUUGAAUCUUACUGUAGCAGAAUUCAUUAGGUUUGUUUGCAGUACAAUUUCAUAAAACUAUUAAAAUUUAUUGGCAUGAAUCUUGUGGAUGUGAAAGGAUCUUGGAUAACACAGAAGAUUCUAAGCUAAUAAACAUCAAUCAUGGCACAACUUAGAACGGAACACCACAAACAUUAUGGGAUCUAGGCUGGAAAACAAUACCGUGAUGCAGGCAGAAUGCUUGUUGCCUGUUUGAACUGAAUCCACAAUGUUUCCCUUCCUGUUCACACCUUUGACAAGAGCCGGUGAUGUUGUUGAGGUUCCAAUUGAAUGAUGUUUCACCAAAAUUGAUUGUUCUAUUUGCCUUUUCGUUGAAGAGUGACCUUCCGGAGAAUGUGUUAUAGUUUGGACCAUUUUUGUCGUAAGUGUAGGGUACUGGGAUUCCCUUUGCAACAACCUCGCAACCCAUGGGAAGAGUAGACAUAUCUGUAUAAGGAUCCACCAGGUACCAGAGCUGGCUUGCAUUGAUAAUGAGGCUCCGGCAAGAGCUUGGGCCUGCAAUAUCAUCUUGAUUUGUUGCUUCUCUUGAGCAUCCUACAACUACUGAGACAGGAUUCACUACAGGUGUGUACACAUCAGUUGAUUGAUUUCUUUUAACAAGCUUCUGAAGUUGGCAGUGUGAUGAUGAGUCCUCUGGCGGGAUGACAUUCAUGACACGAUGCCUGUAAUAUAUUGCUGUCACUCUGCAGGAGCCAAGAACUGGAUGAUCAAGGAUGGUGUCAUGCCCAGAGCAUGAUAAUUGCAUCCCAGGUGUGCCACAGGAUGGAGGGUGGCUUGGAAGCCGAAAGGGGAACCGGAUCUCUGGUCCAUGCUUGUGGCAUCGAUGCGAUGGGCAAGAUUUGCGGAAGUCAUCAUCUUCCUUCGAUGUGGCAGCAUAGGAUGCAUAGUUGAGAAGCAAAAGCAGCAGCACUGCCAGAAGAAAUUUAUGCGAGUUCAUGGGGGAUGUGUUCGGAGAUGAAGGUGGGCGAGGAGAAGGUUGCAAGUGCUUCAGAAUGAGCACCUAUCUCUAUUUGCUUUAACCUCUCGGGAGGAGAGAUUAUGUGAAUGUCAUGACCGCUACGCGGUGGAAAGGAAUUCCUGCUGCCAAUAUUGCUUUACCAGGAAGUUUCCUUUCUUCUUCAGUCUUAUUCCUCCCUUCUCGAAUAUUAUAUUUAUCUUCUGUUAGUAUUAUUUUGACUGCUUUGUGCACGCCUAACGACCUGGCUUUUAUUUUCCUAGUCAAGUCACUAUAAGACUUUUUAAUUUCGGAUAAGGCUUGUGAUUGCCGUGUUUCAACUGAAAGAUAACCUUUUUUUUUCUUACUCUUUCGGACUUUCGGUUGCGUGAAAGACCCAUGCGAACCAAAAAAGAGAAGACACAAAAGAAGAAAGACUCAAGUCAGUGGCAUCACAAUCAUGAAGUGUGAUUCUCUUGCUCAAAUAGCUGUUACGUGGAAGGUGCAUACGAACCAAAAGACAGACAAAAGAAGAUAGACUACAAUUGAAGUGCGAUUUUCUUGCAAGUUGCUAUGCUCGGCCUAUCUAGGGGUACCGUCCCACUAGUAGGAGAUAAAAAUAUACCUACAUAUUUCGUACGUGACGUAAGACAACCGUCAAAACUAGUGUUUUAUAGUAGUUGAGAUUGUGAUGCUCUAGAUAUAUAUGCUUAAGUUACAAAGGAUAUGUUGUUAAAUUUUUAUAUGUUUUCCUAUUUUCUAUAAGUGAAGUCUUCUCUCCCUUUUUUCUUAUUUUCUGUUUUUAUUUCAAUUUCUAAAUUCAAAUCAAUUUCAAUUUAAAUGUAACAAUAAAAAACCCAGCAUGUAGUGCAAGGUAAAAUUUUAACUUUACCUUUUUUCAAGAAAAUAUUUCUAAGUAGACAAUUCAUAAGAGAAUAAUUCCCUCAAAUAAAUAAUUAAAAACUUUUUAUUUAAUUCUGAACUUAAAAUCUGGUAUUACAGGUCCCAUCCAAUCGCAGGCCAUUUGCAAACCAGAAAAAGCGAAACGCAAAAAAAAUCACAAUUAUGUGGACCAGUCAUGUGCGUUUGUUUCUCAAAUACAAGAUGAUACUCAGGCUGUGACUCUUGUUUCUACUCACUCCACGCCACUGACUGGCAGGCGAUUAUGUGAUUCAUGAACCUUCUUGCCAUGGCGACGAUGUCUGCAGCGUCUCAUCGCUGCUGUGCUUCUUCCUUGAGAGCUUUAACCGUGUUAUUUGUGUUGGCAGCUCCUGUUUCAGAUGUAGAGGGGCGACAUCAUCGUCAUGUCUGUCCUUAUUUCUCCUGCGGUGGUUUAAGCAAUAUAUCGUAUCCAUUCCGUCGGCAAGGUGAUCCAUCUGGGUGCGGUGUCCAAUCGUGUGAGCUGGUUUGCACGGAUACAGACGCCACAAUUCGCAUCGGCAGUGGAACAUACAAGGUGCUUAGCAUCAACUUCACAUAUUCUUACUUCUGGGUUGUUGAUGCCAACCUGGACAUCCAGAGCAGUUGCCCCCUUCCCCGGUGGGAUUACCAUGCUGGGACCAGUGGCAACUCACGUCUUGGGAGGAUUGAGUUCAGCCAUGAUUUCACAUAUUUUUGUUAUCCUAAUUCUAAGUGGGCUUUCUUUGUGAAUUGUUCUCAGCCAAUAGAGAACAACGAUAUAUAUGAGCCGGUGUCUUGCUUGAGCAGUUCUUCUUUCAUCUACAUGGUAACUGACUUCUUGUAUGAUGGCUAUGUUCCUGCUGAUAGUCUGCAGCCUUCAUGCGGUUACCUAGCCAUGACUCCUUUGGGUAGUCCAGGCAUGCCGGUGCCCAAGAAUACAAGCUAUCCAGAUGUUGUUAAGUUCAUGAGGAAUGGAUUUGCCCUUGGAUUUACUGUUUCGAUUCCUGACCCCAACAUCAGAGAAUGUUUCGCUGAGUUUAUGCGGGUCGUCGACAUAUUCUUGGCUUGUGUUAUCUAUCAACUUCAAUCAACUAAUAAUAAUGGUGUCACAACUGUUCUCAUCGGCAUCAUUGAAACGAUACAAUAUGUUAGCGGGGUCCUGAAAUAUACAGCGGUUGUUUGCAGGUUCGUAUUAAUGCCGCUGGCAGUAUUCAUCUUCCUAGUCUAUAAAUACUGGAAAACAAGGAUAACAGUAGAUGCAGUCGAGAAGUUCUUGCAAAUGCAGCAGAUGCUCGUUCCAAUGAGAUAUGCAUACACAAACAUCAUUGCUAUCACCGGCCAUUUCAGAGACAAGCUCGGACAAGGUGGUUACGGUUCUGUAUACAAGGGGGUGCUACAGCCAGGUGAAGUUCAUGUUGCUAUCAAGAUGUUGGGCAACUCCAACUGUAAUGGAGACGAGUUCAUCAGUGAGGUCGCCACCAUUGGCAAGAUCCACCAUGUCAAUAUUGUGCGCCUCAUCGGGUUUUGCUCCGAGGAAAAUAGCAGGGCACUUAUCUACGAGUUCAUGCCCCAUGGAUCUCUCGAUAAGUACAUCUUCUCGUCGGAGAAGAGUUUCUCGUGGGACAAACUCAAUGAGAUCGCUCUGGGCAUUGCUAGAGGUCUCAACUACUUGCAUCAUGGGUGUGAUAUGCAGAUUGUACACUUCGACAUCAAGCCACACAACAUCCUUCUCGACAACAACUUUGUUCCAAAAGUUGCUGAUUUUGGGCUUGCCAAGCUGUUCCCAAAAGAUGACAAUUUCGUGCCACUGAGCGCUAUGCGGGGAACGAUUGGCUAUAUAGCUCCAGAGAUGGUAUCUCGAAGCUUUGGUGUUAUCUCUAGCAAAUCCGAUGUGUACAGCUUUGGGAUGCUACUAUUGGAGAUGACGGGCGGGCGAAGGAACGCAGAUCCUCAUGCAGGAAGCUCCAGUCAAGCAUACUACCCAUCCUUGGUGUACAGCCAGCUGAGCCAAGGAGAUGCGAACGAGAUCAGUGAAGGUGUUGAUAUGCACGAGUUAGAGAAGAAGCUAUGUAUCAUUGGGCUUUGGUGCAUACAGAUGAAGCCGCAAGAUCGGCCGACGAUGAGCGAGGUCAUAGAGAUGUUUGAAGCUGGUGUCGAUGGCAUCCAAAUGCCUCCAAGGCCAUUCUUUUGUGAUGACGAGGGUGAUAGUUCUUACUCUGCAAUCUCUAAACUGGAUACAAUAGAAGAGUAGUAGUUGUAGUAAAAUACACUUGUGUCUAUGUGAUCUUAAUGUAUUAGACUACUAAUAAUGCAAGGUUGUCGUAAGCUAAGGUACUGGUUGUAUACUUUUAUUGAGAGUGUGGUAAUGUGUUUUGAUAUAAAAUACCUCCAUGAACCUUUUUUUACAAAGAACUCAA